Molecule: messenger RNA, 663 nt
Organism: Acanthosepion pharaonis
Lineage: Eukaryota; Metazoa; Mollusca; Cephalopoda; Sepiida; Sepiidae
Source: the annotation of a GenBank genome assembly
AUGGCAGUAGGCGCUGCGACCGACUCUCAGAGAAUGGUUAAACCCGCGAGGCAACGAAUUCGCUUUGCUCCUGAUGAGGUGUCGCUGCUGCUUGCACUGGAGCUUGGUUCUUGCCAUUCAUUACUCCCUGACGUUGUGUCACCGCCAUCAUCCGUUGGUAACAAUGAAGUGAGCCGUGGACAUACAUCUCCCACGUCGCGGUAUCCCGUCGAUGACUACCGACUACCGGACUGUUUUAUUCCCGUGACACGACCUUUCAAAAACUUUGACGUGCAGCGUCCGCGGCGGGAUUUUUACCCAAACUGCGUCUCCUUCUUUAUACCGAGUCGAAGUUGCCCGAUUAGGCGAGGGCACAAUUUUCUUUUCAUUCCUAUCUAUUUUUAUUAUUCUUUCUAUCACUCUUUUUUCUCCUUUUUAUCUCUUUUUGUUAUCACUUUUUAUUUUUAUCAUUCUUCCUUUUGUUUUUUUACUUGUCGUUCUUUUUCUGUAUCUUUCUGUUUUUCAUCCCCAAAUACCUUUGAGAUAGGGCUGGUGCAGCACAAUUCAACAUUUUCCAAUGGACGCUAUUUUGAGUUUCAUGGUAAACGGUUGCAGGUAGGUAUUAUGCUCAUAUGGGACGGUAGCUCCACAGUCCACUUGAAACUUUACCUUCCUUUUUUCUAG